AUGUAUCUCCGCAGAGUGGUCUCCAAGACCCUGGCGCUGCCCCUGAGGGCGCCCGCCAGCCCCGCGCCGCUCGGAAAGGACGCAUCUGUUCGCCGGAUGUCAUCUAUCAAACUCCCGGGAACAUCUGGAUCAAAUAUGAUUUAUUACCUGGUGGUUGGUGUCACAGUCAGUGCUGGUGGAUAUUAUACAUACAAGACAGUCACAUCAGAGCAAGUUAAACCCACGGAACAUAUGACAAACUUGAAGGAAAACACGAAAGCAGAGUUACACCCUAUUCAAGGUGAAAAAGAGAACAUUGUGGAAGCUGAGGAGGCAAGUCCAGAAGCCCCCGAUGUGCCUGUGGUGGAAACUGAGGCAGCAGGUGCUGAAGAAAUUCCAGGUGCUACGGCUGCUGUCCCAAAAGAGGCUGUAGCAAGCCUGGAUGACGUGCAGCCUGCUGUGGUGGAAACGGCCGUAGCUGGUGCUGAAGCUGGACCAGAGGUUCCGGAUGACACCGUGGAAGUCAGCUCUGAAAGCAUCCCAGAGGUUAUGAAUGCAGCCUUGGGCGAAGCUGUUGUCCCUGAUAGUGAUACAGGCACAGCAGAGAACACGGUGUCUGAUGAAUAUGCCAGACCAGAAGAGGAAAGCCCUGCAGCUGAGCCAGAACUCUCGGCUGGGACCGAUGUACAGGAGGAAGCCAGUGUGGUUUCAGAAGCCACCUCCCUGCAAGGAUAGUCUCAUCCCAGUAGACAUUUCACAAAAGUGCCCCUAGAGUGUCUGACAGCAAUUCUUGUAGUUUUAGUUGGCUGAGUUUUUCCAAAACACUUCAAGAAAACGCGAAUGUGCCUUAAAGAUUGUUGGAACGUAUUGACAGAGUUUAGGAUUGAGAGA
Messenger RNA from Ochotona curzoniae (black-lipped pika), 870 nucleotides. RefSeq names its product mitochondria localized glutamic acid rich protein (gene MGARP). The record is from RefSeq and is a predicted model, not a curated record. Bases 1 to 714 code for a protein of 237 amino acids. Gene Ontology annotation, cellular component: mitochondrial outer membrane; mitochondrion. Lineage: Eukaryota; Metazoa; Chordata; Mammalia; Lagomorpha; Ochotonidae. The transcript has 4 exons. Gene Ontology annotation, biological process: anterograde axonal transport.